AAUUCAAGGAAGCCUUCUCUCUCUUCGACAAAGAUGGCGAUGGUACCAUAACAACUAAGGAACUGGGAACCGUCAUGAGGUCAUUAGGCCAAAACCCAACAGAAGCUGAACUCCAAGAUAUGAUCAACGAAGUUGAUGUCGAUGGCAAUGGCACCAUCGACUUCCCCGAAUUUUUAACAAUGAUGGCCAAGAAAAUGAAGGAAACAGACAGCGAAGAAGAGAUUCGAGAAGCAUUCCGUGUAUUUGACAAGGAUGGCAACGGAUUCAUCAGCGCUGCUGAACUUCGUCAUGUCAUGACAAACCUUGGCGAAAAAUUAACUGACGAGGAAGUUGAUGAAAUGAUUCGAGAAGCCGACAUGGAUGGCGAUGGACAAGUUAAUUAUGAAGAGUUUGUCAAGAUGAUGACAUCUAAGUAAAUGGCGCAUAGAAUAAUUUUCUUAUAUUAAUUGUUAAAGAUGUGUACUAGUCGCUACUCUAUUUAUAAUUUCAUGGCAUAUCUGCAUAAUCAAUUAUGAAUGAUGUCGAAGAUUUGUGCUACGAAUGCCGGGAAUUACGCGACUAUCACGUAAUAACGUACACAUAAAUUACUGAUUACCUUCUCAAUAUCAUCUUUAUCUGUACGUUUCGUUAUGAUUUUAAUUCUGCUCAACAAUAAAUUCAAAUUUUCUAAUAUACU
This is a messenger RNA of Saccoglossus kowalevskii, 676 nucleotides long. RefSeq names its product calmodulin-like. NCBI's taxonomy places the organism in Eukaryota, Metazoa, Hemichordata, Enteropneusta, Harrimaniidae. Gene Ontology annotation, molecular function: calcium ion binding. Gene Ontology annotation, cellular component: myosin II complex. The record is from RefSeq and is a predicted model, not a curated record.